Drosophila hydei is the source of this 2638-nucleotide messenger RNA. RefSeq names its product slit homolog 3 protein (gene Lrt). Bases 117 to 2564 code for a protein of 815 amino acids. NCBI's taxonomy places the organism in Eukaryota, Metazoa, Arthropoda, Insecta, Diptera, Drosophilidae. Gene Ontology annotation, molecular function: protein binding. The transcript has 6 exons. The record is from RefSeq and is a predicted model, not a curated record.
AUCUAAGUCAGCAUAAACGUCGCCUGUUUGACUGAUAAAUCGCUUAGCUUAUCUGCUGUUUAAGUUUCGCACGCUGAUAAAUCGAAGUGAGAGCGAGCGAGUUCGACUCAUUCAAAAUGUUGCCCAAACUAAGCUGCCUGCUGCUGGCUUUAACGCUCGUUGCAGCCAAUCAGCUGAAGGAUCUGCUGGAGGAUGCAACCACAGCAGCCAGCACUAGCUCUUCGAGCAGCACCUCAACCACCAGCCCAACCACUGUGAGCGCGUAUGUCAUCUCGGCGGCAGCUGUGCCCGCCUUUAAUGCAGCCACGCCCAAGUCCAAGUCGAAGCUAGCCACGGGCAAAUACUUCAAUAAGAGUUCGCCCAGAAAACGCAAGGCCGAGGAGGUCUCCUCCUUGCCGCUGCCCGUGGACACGGAUGGCCUGCUCGAAUGGAAAUGCCCCAACAUUUCGGGCUCACGCAAUGCGGAACUCGAAUGCGGCUGCGAUCUGCCACACACGUUGCGCUGCAACAUCGAUCUGCAUGGACUAUUGCUCCUGGCAGACAGAUUGCGCAGUUCGCCCUACUCCAUUUCGUUGCUGGACUGUUCGUUGCGCAAUGUGACGUUCCUGAGCGAUGCCAAGAUCUUUGAUGGGAUCUCGCUGCACGGCUUGGUCAUCUCCUCUGGCGAGAUCAAGCGAGUGCAUAAGUCCGCCUUUCUGGGCAUCACGGGUCCACUGCAGGCAUUAGGACUGCCUGGCAAUGCGCUGUUGAGCGUGCCAUGGAAUGCUUUGUCCACGCUGAAUACUCUGGAGCGCCUGGACUUGGCCAACAAUAAGAUAAAGGCGCUAGGCACUGCAGACUUUGUGGGUCUGGGCAAGCUCAUCUACCUGGAGCUCAGCAGCAACCAAAUCUCAAGCAUUUCACAGCGCACCUUUAGCAGUCUACGCAAAUUGGAGGUGUUGAAGUUGGGCGGCAAUCGCCUGGGCGACUAUGCGCAGAGCUUGAAAGCCCUGAGCCAGUGCCUGAGCCUGCGGCAGCUGGAUCUCACGGCGAACAAUCUGAACGGACCGCUCAGCGAGCAGACGCUGCCUGGCAUGCGAAAUCUGGAGAGCUUGAAUUUGAAUAGGAACAUGAUCAAGAGCAUACAAAACAAGGCCUUGGCGAACUUUUCUCGCCUGGUCAGCCUCUCGCUGCGGCACAAUCAGAUCGAUGUGCUGCAGGAUCAUGCCUUCUUCGGGCUGGGCUCAUUGGAUAGCCUCGACUUGAGCUACAACGGCAUUGUGGCCAUUUCCAGCGCCUCGCUGCAGCAUCUCACCCGCCUCACCGUGCUCGAUCUGACGCAUAACUUUCUGCGAGCUCUCACCUCGGACUUGAUAGCGCCGCUGCCAUCGCUGCGGGAGCUGCGUUUGGCUGGCAAUGACAUCUCGAUUGUGGCGCGAAAUGCCAUGGACCGAGCACAGGAGCUGCAGAGCCUGCAGAUGCAGGAGAAUCCUUUGUCCUGCGAUUGCAGCAUUCGUCCUUUCGCGGAGUGGCUGCAGGUCUCCAAGCUAAGCUCCAGCCUGAGCGCCUCUUGUGUCACACCUCCUCGGCUAGAGGGCGCUCCUCUGCUCCAGGUGCCCGUUGAGACGCUCACCUGCGACAUGGACAAUGUGGAAAAGGAUAAUGCGAAUAUUAUGGAGCAUCUGGAAACGCUGGCCAAGCCCAACCAAACGUCAGCUCACGUUAAGGACUUGUCAGAGGAGAUCAUUCUACAUGAAUUACACUACUCGGCGGACUAUGGUCUGAUUUUGACGUGGCUGCUGAAUCUGAGCAAGAAGGAUUACAUGUGCGAUGCCAUAUUCGUUUACAAGGAACAGAACGUCAAUGAGAUUCUCAUUGAUAACUCACCUAUCCACUGCGAGAGCAAGGUCGUCAAUGGACAGAACACUGUGAGCGUCAUAGUGCCCGACAGCUCCUCCCUGGACAUUGGCGAAAGCUAUCGCUUCUGCCUGGUCAUGGUGCAGGAGCAGAAUCCCAAAGCUGAGCUAAACAUUGGCUGCUCCAACAUAACGCAGCUGCAGCUGAGUAGUCCUGGGUCCAAGCCCGUUCUGCGUCAAUAUCAGCGCCGUCCUUACUAUACGCCACACGAGCUUGAAGUGGAUCCGGAUCAAUCAGAUGGCGAGGAUUAUCAGCAGCUGAAUCAGCGACAGUUUAGCAGUGGCAGCCAACAGCAGCAGCCGUUGCAUCCGCAUCAGCAGCAGCCGCCGCCGCCAACGUUGCUGCACAGCUACGAUGUCAUUGAUUCGUUGCACAAGAGUUUCCUGCCAGGCCUGGGGCUGGGCAUUCUGGUCACCUCGGUGGUUGUCCUGAUUUGGGGUGCCACGCGCAUACGCCAGAGUGUCAGUAGUGGAGCAGGCGAUGGCAGCCUGAGCAGCAACAGCAGCAGCAUGCAUCAUCACAACAACAACAACAAUAACAGCAGCAAUAGCAGACCGGGCACGCCCACCGCCACGACUUGCUACGCCGCCUCGGACCACAUAGCGAGGAUGGCAGAUGCAGAGAAUGGGACGCGCUACCUCAAGCUGCAGGCAACGACAAGUCUGUAAAAGGAAAAGGCGCCAACCACUCAGAGCCAAUUGAACCAAUCGAACUUGUGAUAGUACAAGCACUUUGUACCCAA